UGGGCAACUGGUUCCAGUGCCUCACCUACCUCACAGUAAUGUAUUCCUUCCUAAUAUUUAAUCAGAACCUGCCCUCUGUCAGUUUAAAGCCAUUCCCCUUUGUCCUAUCACUAUGUUCUUGUGCAAGAAGGCCCUCCCAACAAGGCUAUUUCCAGUGCUGUAGUAUUGACACUUGCAGGGCUUUGCCUUCUUUCCACAGGACACAGUCAAUAAGACAAGCAGAUGUGAAGAAGUGUCACAGGCAGCUGUGAGCAAGCAGUCAUCAACAGAGACUUGUGGUGGUAUCAGGGACCUGGAGAAGUGCAGGGCUGCAAAUAUCCUCCCUUCCCUUUCCUGUGUCCCGGGGCUCUCGAGCUUCUCAGUGCAGAUGUGCAUCUGACACAGAACCAGCUCCUUCUGUGAUGCCACCUGAGUUAAUGUUCCUUGGUGUCCUGGGCUGGGAACACGACCCCCGUGCUCUUCCCAGCCUCUCUGGGGCUGAGAUGCUUCUCCCCUCUUGCAGUGGCCUGGACAGCAGCCAGUGAUCAACAGGAGUGUAAAUGCAAGCAGCUCUGUGAAUGGAAUAGCUGCAACGAUCUGAGGGGGCAUUUGCCUCCAAAGCACUGCUGGUAAAGGAGAAUAUGACCACCAGCUUAGCAGCAACCAGGGCAUUAGGGAAAGGCUUCUGAGGCACAGAAGAAACAGUCUGGAAACAAAGGCUGGGAGAAGCAAGGAGAGUUUGAGAGAGGAGAGAGAGAAGUGGCAAGGAAGUGGCCAGCGAGCUCAGGUGCUCUGCAGCUUGGCCCCCUCUGUCUGUAAGGAGCUCCCUGGCAGCUGAGUGCCGUGGGUGACCUCGCUCAGGACACUGAGGGCUGCAGCAGGCACAGACCCACAGCUCUGCAGGUGACCAGGUGACCCUGGGCUUUCCCCUGUGGCUCCCAGGCUGCUGGGAGAGGUGUGGAUACACACCAACCCCACGUCUCCAGUGGGAAGUGUGUGGGACCCGGGGAACCCCAGCUUCCGCAAAGGGGACGUGUUCUUGCAGCUGCAAUUCCUGGGGGGCUGGUGGGAAGCUGGAGGUUGCCCAAGUCUUGUGAAUUUGUUUUUAUAUGGGGUGAGAGCUUGUCAACAUUAGUUAUGUAAAGAUGUUUAGAAAUGUGGGGUCUGACCCUGCCCACAGCCUGUUGUGCCCAAAAUGACAGAAUCAGAGGAUCUCCUCUACCCUGAGCUUAGGUUUGUCCUCACUUGAAAGCAGUUCUGUGCCCUGAUCUUCUGAUGCUUCAGCUGAAAUGCCUGUGCUACUGCUCUGAGCUCUCCCACUCCUGCACUGCACCCAUGCAUUCCUCUCCACAGGGAGGAACAUUAUGAUGGAACAAGAGCAGAGGCUGCGUUCCCAUCUCUGUUCCACCUAUGUCGGCAGCUUUUGCAGUCCCAACCAAGUGAGACUUCGUGAUCUGUCAUGCACACAGACACUGGCACUGCCCACUGAUCCUUCUGCCCCACAGUGCCAGGUCAUAUUGAACCCCGUUGCUCAAAGCCUUGGCCUCCCUUCCAGUAGAAUUCAAUCCAAACUGUGUUGGCAAGUUCUCUGUUGUGCUCUGCAUUUCUGGCCUCAGGAUGCACAUGGGCACUGCCCAGUCUGACUCACAGAUCUGCUUUCCUGUCACUUUUGGUUCCGUUUUGCAGGCUGUGCUCAGUGGGUUCAGCCCUUUGCUAGCAAAUGCCAAAUAAACGUGCCUGUGUCUGUAUUUUCCCACACAGGGACCCUGAGAAGGAAAGAGCAGGCACCAGAGAGGGAAGGCCAUGGGUGACCUGUGAAACUGCCUGAGGCUGUGCAAAUGGGCACUGUUUGAGCUGCAGUGAUGCUCCCCUUCAUUUGCUUUCAUUUUCCUUGAUCAGUUUGUGUUGCAAUGAGCAGCUUGUGAAAUGUCUGGUCAGGGAAAUGAUGAAAAUUCCCCGAUCUCCAUGUGCUUUGGGUAAUACCCAGGACAUGGCUAUUUCAGCACAUUACAUUAGAGCCACCAGUGUGGGAGGUGGCCUGUGCAGGAGGAAGGCUGUGUUUGUGGCCACACUGGUAACAGGGACCCUUCGAGAAGAGUGAUCCUCUUGUAGAGAUGAUGAAUGACCAAGGAAGAGUCAGCCCUGGAACUGCAGGUAACCCCCAAACCUUCCUUCCUUUCUGUCCUCCUGUCAGGAUGGAGCUGGGGGAAAGACAGGGCUGGGAUGGAUCCUGGGCAUGGUGCAGUGGCGGUCUCCAACCAGGACACGGGGCUUAGGACAAGAGCAGAGCUACAGAUGGCCCAGCUCUCUGCAUCACGCUGAGCACAAGCCCCUGCUUCCAUCCCUGUGUCUCGAAGGACAACCCAGCCUGGGCUCUCCCAGGAGCUCCCAGGUGCCUUCUCCCCCUGUGGAAACAAUCCCUUCUGUGAGUCUGGCUGUGCACAGCUCAGCUGGGCACUCACUCCUCUGGGGGACUGUGCCAUUGCAGAAAGGGGCUCACAGCACAGAGGCAAAAUAGAGGCAGUGAGAGAAAGAAGCUCUGAAGAGAGAGGAAGAGGAGGGAGAUCCAGAAAGAGCGUUCAGGGACAGACAGGGGCAGUGAAAGGCAACAAGGAAGAUGUGCCGAGGAGAAAGGAGGUCUGGCAGGACAAAGAGGGAGUGAGCUUUGGGCAGAAUCCAGGCAGGUCUUGUGAUGAGCAGGGAAAGAAGAAAGCAGCCUCAGGGCAGCCCCUGUGUCCCUGUACUCUGUGGGUCUGAGGCACUGCCAGUGACAGGCAGCAGGACCUGCUUCCAGCACCUGUGGGCCUCCCCAGCCCUGGGAACAAGAGACCAGCAGGGUGUUGGGGUACACAGCCCCUGGGUUAUCCUGCCCCCAGCUCUGGGCUGGGACUUGCUCACUCUUGCUUGGUGUUUUUCAGCCCCAGCAAAGGAGAGAAGCUGCUCCUGCCUGAACAUCUGGCUCUUCCUCCUUUUUGCCCUUGCCAUCAAAGCUGCCUUGGUGACCAUCUGCCUUGUGGCUUUACUCAAUGGAAGCUACGGCCAGUACAAUACUCUCCCUCAGGACUCUACAGAGUGGUACUGUGUCCCCAGCAGUUCUGCAGAAAAAAUGGAUGGUUGGAUGUGCUGCCCAAAGGGCUGGAGAUUCUUUCAAGCAAGCUGCUAUUUCCUGUCCCCUGACACCAGGUCAUGGACUGAGAGUGAGCAGAACUGCACUGGGAUGGGCUCCCAGCUGGUGGUGAUCAACAGCAAGGCAGAGCAGGAGUUCCUCUUCAACUUGAUAAAAGAAAAAGUUACUACCACCUAUGAAACAAAAUACUACAUAGGCUUAGCUGCUUACAAAAAUGGGCAGUGGCAGUGGGUGGAUCAGACUCCGUAUGAAAAUACAGCCACGUUCUGGAAGCCUGGGGAGCCCAAUUUACUCUUUGCAGAAAGAUGUGCUGCAAUUCAUGUCAGGGGAAACACGGACCCCAACACCUACAGUAACUGGAAUAAUGUCCUUUGCUUCACAAGUUGCUAUCGAAUUUGUGAACAGGCAGUCAAACUUCUCUGAGGAAGGACAUGAAAUCCGAGCUUCAAAGUACCUCAGUUCCCAGACUGUGCCCCUUCAUCCCUUUACAAGCUGGAGAUCAGUCCUGGAUGAAAGAGCUCAGACUGAUGUCAAGGACCUACUGUGAACCUUUCCACUCUCCUCCUUCAGAAAGGAGGGUCCUAAUUCUCCAUCACUUCCCUUCACUCCUGGUCCAGCCAAUAUCUCAGUGAUGUGGAAAAGGCCAUCACUGCUUAGUGAAAGGAUACUUGUCCUUCAUAUGUCUGGAGCAGAAUUUGAAAGAAGAGCAUUCAGUGGAGUGUCCUUGUCCCUCCUCUGAAUGGAAAAUUUAUUUAUGGCUGUAGUGUUUCCUUCUCCUUAGCACAUUGUGUGUUGAUUAGCUUUUUUUUAAAUAAUAAAUGUUAAUUGUGCUCUUUGCAUGAGGAUGUCUUCUGAGUGACAUGCCCCCGAUUCCCACAAUCCAGCCUCCCAGCACAUGUAGAUGAGGAUACUGCUGAGUGUACUGGACUGGCUGGGAGCAGGAACAAUGUAAUGUUCAUCUGUAGAGCAUGUGAGGAAGGUCCUGAACACUUUGGAGAAUCAUUUGUGAAGGCAGAAACAGAGCAGACUGUGUAAUAUUCAGGGCCAGCCACGAUUUGCUCAGGAUGUAGCAGAAAAAAGAUGGAUUUUGGAGAGUCUGCUGAGGCGGGAUGAGGCAUGGCAAUGAAGGGGAUAGAAAGCAAUUAAAUGUAACAAGAAGGAUAAAAGUCAGA
This is a messenger RNA of Prinia subflava (tawny-flanked prinia), 4278 nucleotides long. RefSeq names its product C-type lectin domain family 4 member E-like. The transcript has 5 exons. Gene Ontology annotation, cellular component: external side of plasma membrane. Gene Ontology annotation, molecular function: carbohydrate binding. Lineage: Eukaryota; Metazoa; Chordata; Aves; Passeriformes; Cisticolidae. Gene Ontology annotation, biological process: immune response; biological process involved in interspecies interaction between organisms. The record is from RefSeq and is a predicted model, not a curated record. Bases 2672 to 3529 code for a protein of 285 amino acids.